Microplitis mediator is the source of this 4065-nucleotide messenger RNA. RefSeq lists its product as uncharacterized. Gene Ontology annotation, molecular function: lipid carrier activity. The transcript has 7 exons. Lineage: Eukaryota; Metazoa; Arthropoda; Insecta; Hymenoptera; Braconidae. Bases 120 to 1073 code for a protein of 317 amino acids. Gene Ontology annotation, biological process: lipid transport. The record is from RefSeq and is a predicted model, not a curated record.
UGAAUUGAUCUAAUUAAUGCUCCAAUAAAAUAGCGCAUGUAGUUAAGGUACUUGGUAUAUAAACGUCAGUGAAGCCCUCGGAAUUUAUUACGUGUCAGUUCAGUUGGCUGUUCCUCAUCAUGAUGCUCUUUCAGUUGUUGCCAUUUUUUUUGGCUGCGCAAGUGAGUGAUAAAGACGGAUGGAAAUAUGGACCCGAGUAUACAUUUUUAGGAGAAGUUAAAAUGAUAACGUCUUUGGACAGCGAUAAGGGACAAUAUCUCGGCACUGGUUUAUAUUCAAAAUUAAGGUGCCGUCCACGUGAGCCGGAUGUUCUGAGAUGCAAAUUGGAUGAUACAAAAAUCACCCGGCUGGAUGUUCAAGGAGGAUUCAAUCCAGAAAAGGCUAAGCCGGCUGCCAAUGAAACCUUUCGUCCAUUCAAUGCCAUCCCUGUGCCGUUUGAAAUAAAAUUCAAUGACCGGGGGAUCGAGAGUUACAUUAUUGAGAAAAAUGAACCAUCUUUACCAGACUACUGUGUCAACAUGGCGAGAUUGAUUGCCAAUCAGUUGAGUAUUGGAGCGGAUCUUUCUGAUGAAAUGCGGUCGACUUACAGGUCAUUUGAAAACUUCACCGUUGGGGAGUGCGAUGUCGACUUCAAAGUCACGCGGCUGCCGAAUAAAGAUAGCGAGGCAAUUAAGGACAGUAAGUUUGAAUUGACACCUUUGGACAAAUUGGGAAAGCUCGCUAAUGAAAUUAUGGAAAUCGAGAAGGAGCGAAAUGUCAAAGAGUGUUUGAGAUGCGUCAGACCGUUCUUUGGUACCCGUUACACUCUCGGUCUUGUUUACAGAGAUGUUUUGAGUCUCAUUAAAUCAUCCGUUAGUAAAAUAGUUGUAUCGAAAAAUAAAUUCGUCAGUGAAACAAACAAUGAAAAUGACGUGUUCGACCAAGACCGCAGGAAAUUGGGCAAAGUCCUGGACCACAUGAAACUCACUCUCGAGUCUGUUCUGCCUGCCACGGAUCAGCUUGAGAAGUUCAAUAACCCGGUUGUCAAGGGAGUUCUUCCUGAAAACUUGGAUGAUGAUCCCAGCCAAUAUUGAUCGUCUUCGACGAAUUGAAAAUAUGAAUUUUAUUUAAAAACGUACUAUGAUCUAUUGUUACCGCUUUGUAUUUAUAAUUUUUGAGAAAAAAACUAAAUAAAUGAAGAAAUGAAUCAUGCAGUAGUUUGCUGGUCAUUCUUAAUUUUAAUUAACGUCUCAAUGUUACGGCCGUUAGGCCACGUGACCUUGACAUGCAAGAUCUCUUACUCUUCUUAGGAUAGUUAAAUAACCCAAUUCAAUUAACGAAUAACCGAGCCAGUGUAAAAAUAUAUUAGAGAUAAGUAAAGCCAAUUGGAUUAAUGGUAUGUAAGUGAUGAUGGUAAGUGUAGUCAACAUAUAAGGAAGCAGACUCUUGUUAUGAAAACCAGUAAAGUAUUUGUGACUCUUGAAUCAUGAUCAUCAUUAAUCUACUCCCAUUUUUACUCGCGGCCAGACUCGAGUCUGCUCAAGACCCAGCGAACUGGAAAUACGGUGCAAAAGUGACAUAUCUCAUACAAGACCAUGCAUCAAAAACAUACGCGAUGGACCAGAAUGAAUCCAAAAAUUCUGACAUGACUUUUGAUUUAAAAACAAUGCUGACAUGCCAAUCACUGGAAACAAAUGCCCAUUGUUUUUUCCAUGACACUGAAAGUAAAUCGGUGGUUGCUGGUGAUAACAAUCGUGCAAGACCUGACGCUCAGUACCUUGAACAAGACAUCUGGACAAAGAAAAUCCUCCAGCAAAGUAUGAUGACGAUUGACUUCAACAAAAACGGAAUCACUACUGUCUGGGUUCCCGUAGAAGUGGAACCAAUAGGCCGCAAUAUGAUGGGCGCGCUUGCAAUGCCAUUGGACAUCGGCCUGGAUUUUUCUUCCGAAAUAUCUGGCAACUAUGAAACAAAAUCCAACACCACUAAAGGAAAUUGUCAGACCAAAUUCCUGGUAACACGAUCACCGGCUGUAAGUCAUCAGAAAAAGUUUCCCAUGGAUUUGUUCCUGGUUGCCCAAGCCAAUGAAUCUAUCAAUCGACCGAUCGAGAUCACUCGUACGAUGGAAGCUGGUGACAAGUGUCACGAUAAAUCUUUUGUUCAUUCGUUUUACAUGAACAGAGAAUGCCGUACAGCCAACGAUACUGAUAUAGACUACAAACUUAAUUCCUUCGAAAAUUUCAUGGUCAUCAGCAGUGCCAACUUUACUUCGUUUUCAAAAGUCAAAGUAUCAAUAACUGAUCAUCGAGAUAAAUCUCAGUAUACUCUCGACGAAUCUAUAAGUUUGACUCUGCAAAAAAUUGAACCCAUCCAUUGCGAAAAAGACAAGAACAAUAAGUUGCAUUGUACCAUCAAAGAAAUUGACAAUCUAGCUGAAUAAAUUUCUAUACAGCCGACAAUUAAUUACAAUUUUUAAGCCAUUAGUUAUUAGUUUUAAUUAAGAAAGCUUGUAAAUGUAAAGCUAAGAAUAUGCAAUAAAACGUGACUUGUAAUAAUUACCGCUCACCUUAUUUAUUAAAAUUAAUUUUCAUUCGGCUGCCAAAGGUCAAUUAUCAGCAGACCAAUCAUUGAUCCAAUCGCCAAUCCGGUAGUAAUUUUCACGGCUUGUUCAGCUUUUGGAGCCUCCAACUUUUUCAAAAAACGAUGAACUAAACUCGAAGCCUGGAAAUAGAGACUGGUCGUAGUGGACUCAGAAGGAUCACCCGUGGCGCCAAUUCCCUGUGCUGGUUAACGAGCCACUACUCGCUAGAUGACCUUGAGAUGCGAGGCCUUUAAAGUUAGUUAAAUUACCCAAUUCAAUUAACAAAUAACCGAGCGAGUAAAAAUAUAUUAGAGAUAAGUAUAGCCAAUUGAAUUAAUGGCAUGUAAGUGAUGAUGGUAAGUGUAGUCAACAUAUAAGGGGCCAGACUCUUGUUAUGAAAACCAGUAAAGUAUUUGUGACUCUUGAAUCAUGAUCAUCAUUAAUCUACUUCCAUUUUUACUCGCGGCCAGACUUGAGUCUGCCCAAGACCCGACAAUCUGGAAACGCGGUGCAGAAGUGACAUAUCUCGUACAAAGUCAUGCAUUAAAAACAUACCCCAUGGGCCAGAGUGAGUCCAAAAACUCCGACAUGAUCUUUGAUUUAAAAACAAUGCUGACAUGCCAAUCACUGGAAACAAAUGCUCAUUGUUUUUUCCACGACACGGAAAGUAAAUCGGCGGUUGCUGGCGAGAACAAACACGCAAGACCUGAUGCUCAAUACAUUGAGCGAGACAUCUGGACAAAGAAAGUCCUCCAGCAAGACACCAUGACAAUUGAUUUCACCAAAAACGGAAUAACUACUGUCUGGGUUCCCAAAGACGUCGAUCCAAUAGGACGUAAUAUGAUGGCAGCUCUUGCGAUGCCGCUUAACAUCGGUCUGGAUUUUCCCCCAAAAAUAACUGGCAACUAUGAGACAAAGGCCAACAGCUCUAAAGGAAACUGUCUGACUAAAUUCCUGGUAACACGAUCACCGGCCGCAAGUCAUCAGAAAAAGCUUCCCAUGGAUCUGUUCCUGGUUGCCCAAGCCGAUGAAUCCAUCAAUCGGCCCAUCGAGAUCACUCGCAUGAUGGAAGUCGGUGACAAGUGUCACGAAAAAUUCUUCGUUUAUUCGUUUUACGCCAACAGAGAAUUGCGCGAUGCCACAAAAACUGACGUGGAAUACCAAUUAAAUUCCUUUGAAAAUUUCAUGACCAUCAGCAAUGCCAACUUUACAUCAUUUUCAAAAGUCAAAGUUUCAAUAACUGAUCAUCGCUAUAAAUCGAAGUAUACUCUCGAAGAAUCUAUAAGUUUGACUCUUCAAAAAAUCGAUCCUACUCUAUGUGAGCAACACAAAUACGACGAGUUCAACAAAGAUUGUUCCAGUGAAGAAAUUACCAAUCACGCCGGAUAAAUUUUCGUAACGCUCAUAACCAUUUACAAUUUUUAAGUUAAUUAUAAGUUCUUACUAAAGAAGCUUGUAAAUGUAAAAUUAAACUGAAAAAUAUCCAAUAAAGAGUAACACAAUAA